Saccostrea cuccullata (small rock oyster) is the source of this 2160-nucleotide messenger RNA. RefSeq names its product putative tyrosinase-like protein tyr-1. Gene Ontology annotation, molecular function: oxidoreductase activity. Lineage: Eukaryota; Metazoa; Mollusca; Bivalvia; Ostreida; Ostreidae. The transcript has 4 exons. Bases 256 to 1377 code for a protein of 373 amino acids. The record is from RefSeq and is a predicted model, not a curated record.
GUGUGAUGACAAAUGCGAUCUGGUGGAUUCCAGGUGAAUGCUAGCUUUACCUGUAACGCACUAGGCAGACGAGAUUCUGUCGUUCGCGGGCCUUACCAGUGUGGAGGUAGACUCUCUAAGACCAGUGUCGGCAUGAUAUUAUAAGGAAUAUUACAAGCUCCUUCAAUACCCAAAGUUUUUUGCACAAAAGUCUGUAGUAGAAAAUUUUAUGAGGAAUUACGUUAAGGAGAUAAAUAUUUAUACAACUGAAAGAUCAUGCCGUCACUUAUGUCUCUAUUGCACGUGCUCAUCCUUUUUAUGGCGAUAUUCCCCAUAAGUCGUCUGCAAAUCAGGACACCGACUAACGCCAAUUCCCGGUUUGUGCAAUGGAUGAAUGGCCUCUUCUACCUUCCAAGGGGAAACGAACUACGCGUGCGCAAAGAGUACAGAUUACUGUCAGAUGAAGAGCGCAGGAACUAUCACCAAGCCAUUCUACUUCUUAAAAACGACAGGACUGUAUUGCCAAAUAAAUUCGACGCCAUUGCUUCGCUUCAUCAUCGGAACACAGCUUCCGGUGCGCAUGGCGGUCCGGGAUUUUUGGGAUGGCACAGAAUUUAUCUCACGCUGUUCGAAAACGCCCUUCGUGAAAAGGUACCAAACGUAACAGUUCCAUACUGGGAUAACACACUGGACGCUGAGCUUCCAGAUCCACGAAGAUCUAUCAUGUGGUCCCCGCUUUUUUUAGGAAACGGAAAUGGAGCUGUGGUAACAGGUCCCUUCCGGCGAUUUUCCACUCCGUAUGGACCCCUCCGCCGUGACAUCGGAGCUGACCGUAGGUUAAUGACGAAAACUGAUGUGGACAAUGUAUUAAGCCGCCGAUGGAUGUGGGAAAUUUCCAAUCCAAGUGCUGAGGAUCGCUAUAACUUAGAACUAUUACACAAUCAUGUUCACGUAUGGAUUGGAGAGCAAAUGAGUCGCAUAGAAUCUUCAUCGUAUGACCCGGCAUUUUUUGCUCACCACGCUUUCGUUGAUUGUUUAUGGGAAGAAUUUCGACAAAGACAAAGGCAAAACGGAAUAAAUCCUGGCCGAGACUAUCCAAGAAUAGUAGGCGAUCAAGGUCAUCAACCUCUUGUUUCCAUGGGUCUUGGGAGACUUCUAGUGGUUGAUGGAAUUAAUGAUAUAUUUACACGGAGAAUAUAUAGAUGUCAGAGGAGACCCGAAUGCGUUCCGGGUACAAAUCACUGUGGUUCACCGUACAUAAGAUGUAACUGGUCAACAAGGACUUGUUUACCUUUAAUUAUGAGCAACAGGCCAAAUAAUGGAGUUGCAUCAGGGCCUGUGCAACAAGUACCUUGGUGGACGAGGUUUACACAAAGAAAUAAUGGGCUGUUUGGUUGAAAAAAUAAAAAUAAUUCUCUUGGUUUAGUCUCUCUCAUCGGUUGUGCCAAUUUGGGUCUUGGGUAAAAGGGAAUCUCUUGUACCAGAGGGUCGAAUGCGAAAAUGGAACAGAUUCUCAACAGUUAGGGUUGUGGAGCAAUAAUCCGCUUGUCCUCUUCAUGUUUAUGACGUUGAAAUGAUGACGCAGGUUACGUCAGGGAGGACAGUUUGGCUGCAGAGUAGCUCGUACCGUUUCGCCCCCAAAUUUAAUCUUCUCUGUGUUUUAGAUUACCAAGACACAAAUUUUUCUAGGUUUAUGAAUAGAAAUAUGAAAGCAGUUUUCUGAUUUUUUGAAAGUAAUGUUUUUGGGGUUAAGAACUAUAUGCUAAGAAAAAUUGAUUUGGUAACAGAGGUACCAAUUUAGCUGUGCAACAUAAACAGCCUUUUAAAAAUAUCAUUUUUCCCAUCUGAUUUUAAUUUGAAUGUGUUUAUUUUUGUACCUUGUGUUUGUCCACGUCCAUGUAGAAAAUGUCGUUUGAAGUUUAGGUGUUCAAUUGUAAAAUUUUGUAGGUAGUGAGUAUGUGUUUUAGUCAUUCAUUCUAGUCCACGCCCUCAAAUCUAAUGAAUAGUCAUGAUAUCAUUAAAAAGUCUCUUUAAGUUGUGAAGAUGAGUAAAUAAUGUGAUGUUUUAUGUGAUUGUCAAUCAAAAGAUAUUUGAUUGGUUUUCUAAGUCAUAUGCAUAUGUUGUUACAUUCUAUUAAAAUGUUGCCAUUAUUUAUUUGCAAUUAAAUCUUUUAUCAUUGUU